UACAAUUUUUCCUGUUCCUUUCCACGGUUUAUUAAUUUUUAUCGUUUUAACAGUUGAAGGGUUCUUACACACUGCGUGUAUUUUCAGGAUUCACGUUUAAAAAGGUGGAGUAAGAGGAGUUCUAGGAGAAUUAAAAAGCUCUUUGUCUCUCGCGGUGUGAAAGUGCUCCUGAAUUUUGGAUGAUUGGUAAUGAUCGGCGUGCAGUGAGUGUGCAAAUCGAAUAUAUAAUGCUGAAACUUUGUGGUAAGACGAAUGCAGCGUAACUUUUAAAUUUUGUAUAUCGUGUUUAAUAAUACGUUAUAUUAACGACGAAUAAUGUGAUGAAAAACAAAAGUUCUUGGAUUGUUAUUUUAUUAUCAUAUUUUCAUUAAAACGGUUUAAAAUUCGAAUGUUAUUGGACUUAUCUGGGAAGGAAUAUGUCCCGAGAAAUGUGUCUCGUGGCGUCUGGGAUACAAUAUAAUACCCUUAACAACAACUACAGACAGACGAACGGACGCAGGCUCACCAUGGCAACCGGUGCUCCUGUCUACAAGAUCAUCUUGUGCGGGGAAUAUGGGGUCGGGAAAAGCUCACUGUUCCGGCGGUUUAUGAAUGAUACAUUUACGACGGAACGAGGAAAAAAGUCAUCUAUUGGCUUAGACCAAGCCUCACAGAGUUUCUAUGUGGCAGGGGAAGAAGUAAAGUUGACGUUAUGGGAUACAGGUGGGAUGGAACGUAUGAGCUUUAUAGGACAGAGCUAUUACCGCGGGGCUAACGCGGCCCUACUUUGUUACAGUAUCAACAACAAAGAAACAUUUUCCAUACUCUCACAAUAUAUCUUAGACAUAGUCAUGAACGCUGAAGGGGCCAAAAUAUUUUUGUGCGGAAAUUUUGCAGACUGUGAGAGCGAAGAUAGGGUAAACGAAACUGACAUUGAAAAUUUUACGCGCGAAUGUGGGAACGUUUUGUCGGGAUCAUAUCAAGUGUCAUGUAAAGAAGGUACUAGUGUUAAAGACAUGUUUGCAGAUAUGGCACGUGUCCUACAUAAGGAAAAUGCGAAGAAAAUGACAUUACGUAGAGAUCUCGUUAUUCAGCCAGGUGUCACGGAGGAAGAGGAGGCUUAUCAUAAAAAGAAAUGUUAGUUUAUAAUACAACAAGGACACUAAAGCAGGGAACAAGAUCCAUGAAUUAUCUAUUAAACAACUAAAAAAUUGAGUGGUUUUUGGCAGCUUAUUUUGAGUUCUUUGGUUCAUAAUUUUCUGUUCCAUUAUAGCGAAUUUUCCUGUUGAGAAACUUAAUUGUAUUUGAAUGCAGUUUUCUGGUAAUUUUGCCCUCUUUGCAUGACAGAGCAAGCGUAUAGCAUUGUCAAGUUUAACAGAGUUUCACAAAUUUUUGUUGGACUUAAUUAGAGACAGUAGUUAACGUUUGGCUUACAAUAACUAUGCUCAGUUAUUGUUUUAUAUAACUCAUAGUUUUAAAAGUUUGAACCACGGAAAAAUCACAUGAUUUCUAGUAGAAGAUUGUGUCAAUUUUUGUCCAUCUUCUGCUUCAGACUUCAGUAUUUCAUUUUGAAAACAUGGGAAUAACCUUAAUACAAACAUGAACUUUUUCAUGUUUGUAAAUCCUUAUGUAAAUCCUUAUGAAAAGAAAUGUUAGUUGGUUAAGAAAUGUGUGUUGGUUUAAAUAUUCUCGUCCAAAAACAAGCAUGUUCAAAAAUAACCGUUGGCAUUGCAAGAUAUAUAACUCCAGCAAUAACAGCAGCUUUACUAUAGAAUAUACCCCUUCCCAAUAUAGCAUGAAAUCUUGUUACCUGCUUUUUAUGUUAAAAUGCAUUUAAUAAACAGCUUUUUUUUUCAGGGAAAUGACUUGAAACUGUGAAUUCAUUAAAGUUUAUAAGAUAUUUUGUAAUUAAUUUCAAAGACUUUCCUGUUCAACUUCAGGAAUUUUUUUUUUAAUUGGUUUCUGGAAAUUAGAACCAAUAAACCAUUUUCAAAUCCUGACAUUUGAUUGGAUGAUACUCGGGGCAAAUUUGAAAUUGACCAAUAGAAGAGUUCCAGACAGGUCAUCUUUCAAAUUCAUAAUUAUCGCAUAGAGAUGAAUAUUUUAAUGGAAAUAUCUUACCUUUUAUGGAUUCACAGUAAUUUAAGGUUUCUACAUACUUAUGGUUGCAAUAUUUCUGAUAAUAGUUAUUAUGUUUAUUCUUACAAUGCAUUUGUUUUCUGAUUGUAUGCAUUUUUGUAAUCAUCUUUCAUUUGCAUAUCAUUAAUAUUCAUUUAUUGAAACAGAAAUUUUAUUAUAACAUACAACAUUGUUAAAUGUAAGAUAUUUUGUAAAGGUUGGAUACUAUAAGUAAAAUUUUAUGCCAGUAUCAUUUUAGCUAGACUAUUAAAAGAAUAGGGAGAGCUGUUGUACUCACCCAGGCGUCGGUGUCACAGUUCGGUUAAGUUUUUUGUGUGCAAGUUGGUACCUUCAAAACUACUGAAAGGAAUAGUUUGGAAGUUCACACCCUUAUUUGAGAGGAGCAUAAUAGUAGGUCUCUGUCCAAGGCCCAUAACUCUAACAUGGAAUUUGACAGAAUUAUUGCCCUUUUUUGACUCAGAAAAUUCCACAUUAUCCAGACUCGUGUCACACACUUCAAAUACCAGUAGUCAAGCACAUUGUUCUGUAGACAGCUCUUGUUUUCAUGGUAUAAAAGUAGUAGACCUUAUGCAAACAAACUUCCUCAUUUAGGCAUUUUGCUAAUUUUGUUGAUAAUAAAAUGGCUUCAGAUGGAACUGUUUCCAUUUUUUUUUUUGAUUGUUGUCUGUAUGAUAAAAUUUCUGUUUAAGAUAAGUAAUGUAAAUACUAACUUUAUACUCUUCUGAGAAAAAUGAACCCAAAUGAAGAAAUAAACUCAAAGGAAUAUUAUAUAAGAGAGAGAGAAUGGAACUCCAAGAGGAUAUUGUACUCAAAGAGGUUAUUGUAGAUAAAAAGAACAAAAGAUAUGUAAAGGAAUGGAGAUGUGUGGAGGCUACAAAAUUUAUGUGAAAUUCAACAUAUCUGUUGGACAGUUUUUGAAAUUCUUGUUAUAAUAGAUAUUAAUUAGGAUGAUUUUAGAAGCAUUGUUUUGAAUUGUGCUAUACAAAGCUUUUUGUUAUUGGAAUAUGGAUUGUUAUAUUUUGUCAAAUGAGACAGAA
Ruditapes philippinarum (Manila clam) is the source of this 3155-nucleotide messenger RNA. RefSeq names its product ras-related protein Rab-13-like. Gene Ontology annotation, molecular function: GTP binding; GTPase activity. The record is from RefSeq and is a predicted model, not a curated record. The coding region runs from base 417 to 1121 and encodes 234 amino acids. NCBI's taxonomy places the organism in Eukaryota, Metazoa, Mollusca, Bivalvia, Venerida, Veneridae. The transcript has 4 exons.